AUGCUAUCCUACUACGCAAUAGACCGAUUGCCACCGGCCCACUACAGGCACGCCUUGCCCUGGCCUGCCGACAAGCCGGAUCCUGACCGGCGAGCAGGCGAGCAGUCCAAACCCGUCACGCCAUGCAAUUUUUUCGGACCUUUUCGCGCGCUACGCCACGAGCUCCUCACCAAAGGCAGGGAACCACAGGAUCAUCUACGGAGUAAGCAAGAACCUGGAAGUCCUGGAUUGAGGGACCGCUCGCCGUCUGUAGGAUCGUCAGUCCUUUCAUUUUCGCCGGCCCUCGAUAUUUGA
Messenger RNA from Pyricularia oryzae 70-15, 294 nucleotides. RefSeq lists its product as uncharacterized. Lineage: Eukaryota; Fungi; Ascomycota; Sordariomycetes; Magnaporthales; Pyriculariaceae. The record is from RefSeq and is a predicted model, not a curated record. Bases 1 to 294 code for a protein of 97 amino acids. The transcript has 4 exons.